CCUCAAGAUCUGGAAGUGUUUGAGAGUCAACGAAGCUUCACAAUCUCAACCACUUUCUGCCUUCAUCAAAGAUCCGCUACAAAAAGAGCUCUUAAGCUUCUUCUUAGCUAACACAGGAUUUACAUUAAAAUUGAACUUGGCCACUAUUUCUCACUGCUGCUUGUAAGGCACCUGGUGGAUCAUGACCCUGCAACCAUUAACUCCAGUGAACUGUGCAGGCCUCCUGCAGCCAGGCUGCUCCCUGCUACAACUGGAUGGAGAAAUCCUCCUGUUCGGCCAGAAAGGUUGGCCAAAGCGUUUGUGUCCGACUGGAAUCUUUGGUGUCCGGUUUAAAAAUGGUGAGAUGAAGUUGAGGGCCAUAUCCUUCUCCAACGACUCAAGCUACCUCCCUCCACUGCGCUGUCCAGCUGUCUGCCGCCUCGACCCCUAUGACGGGCUCCCAGAGAGUUAUCUCAUCCAUGGAGGCCGCACCCCAAAUAAUGAGAUUUCAUCAAGCUUGUACCUGCUGACUAUGGACAGUCGAGGUUGCAAUCGCAAACUUGUGCUCAAGUGCAAAGAGAAAGAGCUGGUGGGAGAAGUGCCAGGGGCUCGGUAUGGCCAUGCAAUGAGCAUAGUUCAAAGCCGUGGGAAGACAGCUUGUGUAAUGUUUGGGGGCAGGUCCUACAUCCCUACAGGAGAGCGGACCACAGAAAGGUGGAACAGUGUCGUUGACUGUCCUCCCCAGGUUUUCCUCUUUGAUCUUGAGUUUGGGUGCGCCUCUGCUCACACUUUACCUGAGCUCAGUGAUGGACAGUCAUUUCAUGUUGCUCUUGCCAGAGAGGACUGUGUUUACUUUAUUGGAGGCCACUCAAUCACCUCUGACUCACGUCCUCCUCGCCUGUUUCGCCUACGUGUAGAACUUCUGCAGGGAAGCCCCUUACUUUCCUGCGAGACCUUAGAUUCUGGCCUGUCUAUCUCUAGCGCCAUCAUCACACGCACAGGUCCCUCUCAUAGAUAUAUUGUGUUAGGCGGAUACCAGUCUGACUCCCAGAAGAGGAUGGAAUGCAGCACAGUCCUUCUGGAUGAGAAGGGGAUCCACAUUGACCACCUAGAACCUCCCAGGUGGACUCCAGAUAUCAUUCAUAGUCGUACAUGGUUUGGCGGGAGUGCUGGAGACGGGUGCAUCCUGUUGGCUGUUCCCACUGAAGGAAGGCCAUCCCAGCCUGAUGUGCAUUACUUCUAUCACGUCAGUUUCCAACAAGAGAAAGAAUACAGUGAGGAAGAAAAGACCCAGGCAUGCAGCCAGGAAUCAACAGAUUACGAAAACUCCACUCCGCUUGAGGACUCAGAGGAGCUCUAUUUUGGUAGGGAGCCACACGAGCUGGAAAACACUAGCGAUGAUGAGGGUGACACUUACAAUGAAGAGGAUGAGGAGGAUGAAUCACAAACUGGGUACUGGACCAAAUGUUGCUUAGGCUGUCAGGUCGACCCCAACACAUGGGAGCCAUUCUACUCCACAGAGCUCCACCGCCCGGCUAUGAUUUUCUGCUCCAAAGGGGAGGGGGGACACUGGGUCCAUGCCCAGUGCAUGGAGCUGUCCGAGACCCUGUUAGUCAAACUCUCUCAGGGAAGCAAAAAGUACUUUUGUUUGGAUCACGGAGGCCUGCCUUUCCAGGAGAUGACCCCACCUCGACAGGUCAUUCCAGUGAGGCGCACACCAAUGAAAGUGAAGGACAGAAAUGGAGCCUUCAUGUUCAAAAUGUCUCCAUCCAAAAAAAGCUUUUUUAAGAGACUUUUUGAUUAACUUCGGUUUUCUUUGUAAUGGUGGUGGAAAUUUCAAUUUGUAUUAAAAGUGUUUGUCUUGGCAUGCAAAUCAGUUGUACAAGCUGCAUACUUUCUAAAAAAUUAUGAAUAGAAAUGCAUGAUUGUGAGCAAAUUUUUCUUUCCAUAUAUCUUUAUCAUUUCAUUUCAUUUUUUUAAAUAAAGCAAUACUUUCUAAUAUUUUUUAAGGCCUCCUCAAUUAUGGUCUUCAUAUAUUUCCUUGUGAAUCUAAAGGUACAAUUACUAAAUAAAAUGUAAUGAAAAAAAAUGAGUGAUGAAAAUAAAAUUCAAAAUACC
This is a messenger RNA of Girardinichthys multiradiatus, 2097 nucleotides long. It is a transcript of the gene rag2, whose product is annotated as recombination activating gene 2. NCBI's taxonomy places the organism in Eukaryota, Metazoa, Chordata, Actinopteri, Cyprinodontiformes, Goodeidae. Gene Ontology annotation, biological process: V(D)J recombination. The record is from RefSeq and is a predicted model, not a curated record. Gene Ontology annotation, cellular component: nucleus; DNA recombinase complex. The coding region runs from base 182 to 1783 and encodes 533 amino acids. The transcript is spliced from 2 exons. Gene Ontology annotation, molecular function: protein binding; sequence-specific DNA binding.